Molecule: messenger RNA, 2889 nt
Organism: Rhizoctonia solani
Lineage: Eukaryota; Fungi; Basidiomycota; Agaricomycetes; Cantharellales; Ceratobasidiaceae
Product: importin beta N-terminal domain
Exons: 23
Coding region: 1-2889 (962 amino acids)
Biological process (GO): protein import into nucleus
Cellular component (GO): cytosol; nuclear envelope
Molecular function (GO): small GTPase binding
Source: RefSeq, a predicted model, not a curated record
AUGGAUCCCCAGCACGUGUCUACACUGUUUGCGACGACGUUUAAUGCGGAUCCGAAUGUGCGAAUCGCAGCCGAGUUGGAGUUACGCAAGGCUGUGGGGCAAGCAGGCAUGCUGAGUGCGGUCGUGCAGAUCGUGGGAACAAACGGUGUUGAUUUGUCCGUGCGCCAAGCUGCUGUCGUCUUUCUCAAGAACGCCGUGGCGCGAGGAUAUAAAUCAUCGAAUGUACCGGUCCAACAGCAGCUCCCCGCCCCUCCUGUCCCCGAUGCAGACAAACAAGUCAUCAAACAACACAUUCUGCCCCUUAUUGUCGCCUCCCCUAACCGCGCCAUACGAAUUCAAUUGGCCGCUAUCCUCAAGACUCUCGUAUCCCACGACUUUCCCGAAAGAUGGCCAGGAUUCAUGGAAAAUGUUGUUCAGCUUUUGCAGAGCGACAGGUCAGAGAGUGUAUUUGGCGGUAUGACAGCCCUCUUGGAGAUAUUCAAGACGUAUCGGUACCGACCGGAUGAAUCUACCAAAAUUCUCCCUCAAAUCGUGGAAAAGACCUUUCCUCUCCUUGUCUCUCUUGGGUCCAAAGCAGCCGCCAAUCCGGGUGCACCCGAGUCGGCUGAUUUCUUACAUUUGAUACUCAAGACGUACCGGAACUCGAUCCAACAGCGAUUAUCAGAACACCAGCAAGCAUCCUCGUCCCUUGUCCCGUGGGGAAGACUAUUCUUUGCCGUCAUUAAUGUUCAACCGCCCGCGGAUCAAAUCCCAGAAAGCCUGGACGAGAGGGAAAAGUGUCCGUGGUGGAAAGCGAAAAAGUGGGCAUACGCCACACUUAAUCGAUUAUUCAUGAGAUACGGAAGUCCCUCUGAUCUUGUCAAAGCACUCCAAAAGCAAUACUCGAAAUUCGCACAACAUUUUGCCACCUCCUUCGCCCCUGAGAUUCUCAACACCUAUCUCCAUCAAGUCGAGUUGAACGUGUCGGGCGGGACUUGGUUAAGUAAGCGCGUUACGUACCUCAUCAUUCAAUUCCUUCAGCAAUCUGCCAAGGCGAAAACAACAUGGCAGGUGCUCAAGCCCCAUAUUCAGGGACUGGUGUCCAGUUUCGUCUUUCCUUUGCUGGUGUUCACCGAUGACAAGGCCGAAGCUUGGGCCGCGGACCCGGUCGAGUAUGUGAGGUUCGAUAUUGCCGAGUUUGAAGACUAUGGCACACCAUUUGGCAUGUCCACGGUCUUUAUUCAAAGCCUCGCUACAACACGGACGAAAGCGUCUUUUGGUCCAAUGUUGAACUUUAUUCAGAGCAUUCUUGGAAACCCAGCUUCGACUCCCCAAAGUCGGUUCGGUGCACACCGUAUGACUGCCUGUCUCGCCGGAGUGAUAUUGGAACAUCCCGACGCAAAGGGCGUGAUGGAGAGCUACGUUGUGUCUCACGUUUUACCCGAGUUUAGAAGCGACCACGCGUAUUUACGAGCAGUUGCCUGUGAGCUCGUUACGGCGCUUAUGAGGCAUCGGUUCGAGUUUACUGAGGAAACAAACUUGGAACAACUGUCGACCCAGGUGGUUCAUGCGUUUGAUGAUCCCGAGCUCCCAGUUCGUCUCCACGCGGCACUUGCACUCACAGAACUCAUUCAACGACCGCCGGUUCAACAAGCACUGAAACCAAUGAUCGGAAAAGUCAUGCAGGGCUUAUUGAAGAUUGCCGACGAAACUGAUUUGGACGUUCUCACUACCGCUAUGCAAACUUUUGUCGAGCAGUUUUCGGAAGACUUGGUCCCGAUUGCGGUCCAGUUGACCACGAGGCUGAUUGACUCAUAUAUGCGCCUUUUGACUGAAACAUUGAGCAAGGAAGAGACGGCUGAAGAUUGGGAUGAGAAUGCGGAUAAAAAAUUUGCGGCGAUGGGAAAUGCGAGAACGAUUCAGACAAUUGUGACAGCCAUGGAAGGAUCUAAAGAAAUCCUCAUUGAACUUCAGGCCAUCCUGGCGCCCAUGGUUUUGGCGACUCUCGAGCAUCAGGCUCUUGACUUUUUCGAAUCUGUGUUUGAUAUUAUGGAUACCCUCACUUUUAGUUUGCGUCAGAUUCCACCUACGCUUUGGACGGUAUUCGAAGCAAUGUACAAGUCGUUCAAGGGCCCCUCGGUGGACUAUCUUGAAGGCAAGUCUAAUCUUGAUACGAUCAUCUUGGCGAACAAGACGAUUAUUGGGUGCAAGUUGAUUGAGGGUUUGAUGCUCAGUCUUCCGGGGCAACUGGAUGGAAUCAUUGCCCAAGUCAUCACCCAUGCACUCAACAAGGGUGUAUCAGCCAAGACUAAAAUACUCAAACUUCACCUCCUCAACGUAUUCGUCAGUGCCCUCCUCUGCAGCCCCGCCCUCGCUCUUCACGCCCUCGGCACGUCGGCACGACCGGUACACGACAAGAAACUGAGUCUUCUCGCAUUCUGUGAGCUCUCAAGCUGGAAGGGGAGCGUGUUCCGGCGGAUUUGCAGGACGGAUGGGUGGGAUCGUUGGUGGAUCUUGCAGCUUUUGGAAGAGUACCCCAAGGCCGUUGAGAAUCGACAGAAGCUCGAGGAAGAUUUCAACGAUGAGGAAUAUGAACUUGACGAUGAGACGCAUCUCAAUAUGGCUGAUGAUGAUGAAGACGUACAGGACGAGGAGAAUGCAUACUUGGAGAGGCUGACUGAAGAGAGCGAAAGACUUCGAGCCAAGUUGGCCAAGGACGAAGAUAGUGACGAGGACGAAGAAUCUGAUGAUGACGAUGAUGACUACGCACUGACAGCCCUGCAAACGGCUAAUGCACCGGUCUAUCAGGCCGCGACGACGUCUCUGACGCCGGAACAGGCUACUGCGUUGAUGGAGCAUAUGGCUCGUGCAGAAGCUGCUGAACGAGAACAGGCACAACCUGCGCCAUGA